Molecule: messenger RNA, 1020 nt
Organism: Octodon degus (degu)
Lineage: Eukaryota; Metazoa; Chordata; Mammalia; Rodentia; Octodontidae
Product: taste receptor type 2 member 10
Biological process (GO): G protein-coupled receptor signaling pathway; sensory perception of taste; detection of chemical stimulus involved in sensory perception of bitter taste
Cellular component (GO): membrane
Molecular function (GO): G protein-coupled receptor activity
Source: RefSeq, a predicted model, not a curated record
AUGCCAAGUGCGAUGGAAAUCUUCUUCAUUUUUGUUGCAAGUACUGAGUUAGUCCUGGGUUUAGGAAAUGGAUUCAUCAGACUUGUAAACUACAUUAGCUGUGUAAAAAAAAAAAAAUUAUCUUGGAUUUGUUUCAUGCUCACUGGCUUAGCUAUUUCCAGAAUUUGUCCCCUGAUAUGGAUAAUAAUUUUAGACAGAUAUGUAAAGAUAUUCACUCCAGAUAUGUAUAUCUUUGGCAACUUUAUCUACCAUAUUAGUUUUCUAUAGGCAAUUUUCAAUCAUUCAAGCCUUUCAUUUACUACCAGCCUCAUCAUCUUCUAUUUCCUGAGGAUAGUAAAUUUUUCUUACUUCCUAUUUGUCUGGUUGAAGAGAAGAAUGAGCACUGUUUCUACCCUUCUGAUGGGAUGCCUGUUUCUGUUGUUUAUGUUUCAGUUUCCACAAAUUAUGAAGAAAAUUAAUGAUCUUAUCGAGAAAUACAGAAACACAUCCUGGAAGCUUCAUGCAGGUAACAGCGAGUUCUUUAUUGACUACCUUUUCAUUUAUCUAGGACUCAUUGUUUCCUUAGCCAUAUCUACAACCAUGUGUUUUCCGUUAAUCUUUUCUCUUUGGAGACACCACAAGCAGAUGCAACUGAAUGUCACAUGAGUCAGAGGGUUCAACACAGAAGCUCACGUGAAAGCAGUGAAGGUUUUAUUGCUUUUUAUCAUUCUUCAGGCCUUGUAUACUCUAGGCAUUGUCAUAGAAGUGUCAUGGGGUAUUGUGCCAGAAAAUGAACCUCUAUUUCUUUUUGGCUUGAUAAACACAGCCAUCUCUCCCCAUGUUCACUCAUUUAUUCUUAUUCUAGGAAACAGCCAGCUGAAGCAAAUCUCACUGAGGAUAGUACAGCGCUUAAAGUGCUGUAGGAAAGAUAGACUCCCAGGGCAACGUAGAGAGGCUUGUAGCAAAGUGGAUAUUCUAGGACAGCAACUUCAUACGAGAUUUAAUCACAUGUCAAAUUCCUUGGCUCAGUCAAGUUCCUGA